Molecule: messenger RNA, 3380 nt
Organism: Homarus americanus (American lobster)
Lineage: Eukaryota; Metazoa; Arthropoda; Malacostraca; Decapoda; Nephropidae
Product: melanopsin-like
Exons: 9
Coding region: 591-2942 (783 amino acids)
Biological process (GO): G protein-coupled receptor signaling pathway
Cellular component (GO): membrane
Molecular function (GO): G protein-coupled receptor activity
Source: RefSeq, a predicted model, not a curated record
CCCUCGUAACAACACUGACGGUGGAAACAGCUAUAACACAACCCCCACAUCAACUAACCCACUACACACACACUCACACACACACACACCUCACCCCCCACAGGUACACUCACUCGCUACUUACCUCCCUUGUAAAUAAUAAUAAUAAUAAUAGAAAAAAAUACCAAUAAAUUAAAUUCAAAGUGAUAUUUUAAAUGAGGAAAAGUAAUUUAGUUAAUAUAUUUUUUGGGGGGAUAAUGUUGAUGGUUAUUUAUAAGGAGUGUAAAAUUGUUUGGUUAGGGUAGGUAUAUCCCCGUCUCUCCCUCCCGUCUCUCCCUCCCGUCUCUCCCUCCCGUCUCUCCCUCCCGUGUGUUGUUUGUGUAUUGAUGUUCUCGUGAAGUUUAUGUAGAAAGACACCACUCACCGCUCCAACAUCUGACGGAGUGGGUGAAGGAGGGAAGAAUAACAGCUGCGUCCCAUACCUUCUCACCACCACCACAGGCGCCCUCCUAUAAGCUGUACCAACUACCCCACGGCCACAAACUUAACACUUUAGUGAAGAAAGAUUGACUUACGUACAUCUCACCUGCCAAACUUCAAACAGAGACCCAAUGGUGGUGGUCAGUGGUAUCGCCUCUUUCAACAGUAAGAUGGGGGGUCAGAGUGUGGCAGCUGCUGUACACACCAGCCUCACACCUACCACCAACCCUCCACUGCCUGCUUUCGUAUCUGCCGCCGCCAACGUGACCGCCACUGCAACAGCCUACGUCGACAAAUUUGAUUCUCGCCUUGAGUGGUAUGAGGACGUCAUUGUGGGAAUCUUCCUUAUACUAGUUGGUAUCAUGUCGCUGCUGGGUAAUGGGUCAAGUAUUAUUAUGUUCCACCGGCGCCUCCGUCACCUGACCCCAGCAGAAGUGUUACUCAUGAAUCUGGCUGUGAUGCAUUUGUUCAUAGCACUCUUUAGCUAUCCGGCCCCAAUGAUCUCUAGUUUCUCCCAUCGUUGGAUCUUCGGGGAUAUAGGGUGUAAGCUGUACGGAUGCGUGUGUUACCUGCUGGGAGUGGCCACCAUCACCUCCAUGAUGGCUCUGGCAGUGGUGCGUUACCUCAAGACCUGCAGCCACACCUACAGCAGGACGCUAACAGUACAGCACAUGAAGGUGGUGCUGGUUGGUGUGUACAUGUACUCACUGUUCUGGGCGGUGCUGCCACUCUUUACCUUCAUCAGUGACUACGAAGUGGAGCCGUUUGGUACAUCCUGCACUCUCAACUGGUCAAACCCCGCUAACACCGCCCGUGUGUACGUGAUGAUGGCGGUGGCGUUGGUGGUGGUAGUACCGUCAAUCGUCAUGUUCUGGUGUUACGCCAGGAUCCUGCUGCUCGUCCGUCGUAAUCAUCGCAAGAAAUUCCUGAUGACCAAGAGGAAUUCUGCCUCCCAGGGCCGGUCAGAGCUCCAGAUUACGUUGAUAUCAUGGCUGGUGUGUGUCGGCUUCCUGGUUGCAUGGUUACCUUACUCAAUCGUGUCAGUUAUGUACGGGUUGACUGGACGAGAGGCACCCGUUUACGCAAGUCUGGCUCCCGUUCUCCUGGCGAAAUCCUCUUGUGCUUAUAACCCAGUCAUCUAUAUCUUCAUCAACGCCAGAUACAGGAGUGAGAUGUUGCGUAUCCUGCAGGGGUAUCUGAGGCCCCUCGUGUGUUUUCCUGGAGGUGAGGAAGAACGCCACCACAAAGACGGCGACUUAGACGACGCUGCAGAAGGGUCGUCAAUGGACAUGGAGAUGAAGUCCUCGAGUAUGAUCAGAAUCAACAAGGAAUCAAUAGUUUUGGAAAAUUACCUUCCCAUCUCGACGACUGAAAGCACCAACCUGAAACCAGACCUUCAUCCUGCCAGCGACAAGCAAAUACUCUCGAACUCACUCCGUAACAGCGCACAAGGUGUUUAUGAUGUCCAGCAAUCCAUCAGCGACAAUGGACAAAUUAGUGAACACAUUUCCAACGGGGAGCCUAGUGGACCGUGUGAUGGACAGCCACCUGCACACUCUACUGGGUCAUACUACAGCAUUCAGAAGCCGUCUUCAGCUACUUCUUCAGCUAAACAUUCUGUUGUGGAACAAAGUCCUGUCCAACAUCACCCGGCUGAGGAAUAUGCUCUCAAGCAAUCUUCUGAUAGUCAAGCAAAUACUUGUUCUACUGGCAAUUUCCACCCCUUGUAUCACUUUCCAGGCCAGAAGGUUUCACUGCAACUCUCCUGCUCUGAUAGUCACGGUCAUAAGGCUGCCAAACCCUCCAGUGAAGAUGUCAAUUGUUAUGAGGAAGUUACAGAGAGCACAAUAAUGAGUAAGACUUCUGUUAUUCACCAUGAGAAGGAAAGCACCAAUUUCUCCUCUCUUAGCGAAAGCAGUAACAUGUUAGGUCAACUUCCUUCGUCCCAAAGCAAAACUCACAAAGCUGAGACAUCAACAACAGUAGUUUCUAGAUCACUUGAGGGUGACGCCGUCAUCAUAACAGAAGAACAUGAAGGACCAAAUGUUGAAACUUCCUCUGCAGAUUUAAGAACACGUGACCCCUCCCCUGACCAGUUACAUAACUCCAGAAAGCAUAAUACCAAAGAUGACCCUCAAGUGGACUCAGACGCCUCCAUAGGGGAACCAACAACUCUUUCAUCAUCAGGCGACCUUUCCCCAACAGACUCCUCAGAGGAGCAGCCCGCGCCAGCAGAGAACACCUCCACGGAAAACCUGGUGCCAUCCAUAACUGUAGCGACUGAAAAACUUGUCGGGGCGAGACCAAAGAGGGGAUCAGUGACGGAGAACUCGACAGCAUCCCUCCUACAACAUUCACAUCACCGGAGUUCAUCCUUUACUUCCACACCUCCAGGGGCCACCAAAGACACUUGCUCUCCUACAGAAUCCUCAACAGGGAGUUCAGUGGUUCGGCCGACGAGACCAACAGUCCUCCAGCUGUAGUUGUGGCUUCGAGUAGUCCUCUCAGCGCUCACAUGGUCCUCUCAGCACUCACAUGGUCCUCUCAGCGCUCACAUGGUCCUCUCAGCGCACACGUGACAGCACCGGAGUUUGAGAGUUCUCCUGCGUGAGUGAAUGUUGACAACCGUUGUGUGAGUUACAAAAUUUGCACCUCACUGUUUCCGUAUUCCUACACUGACUCGCCGUUUUCAUAGGAUUCAUUAGUGAUCCACCACUGACUCAUCUGAUCCACCACUGACUCAUCUGAUCCACCACUGACUCAACUGAUCCACCACUGACUCAUCUGAUCCACCACUGACUCAUCUGAUCCACCACUGACUCAUAGGACCAGUGUGUAGCAGCCUAAGUUAUUCAAUAUUACUUGGGGAUAUUUUUCAGCUAAAGAUAAUCUCAUAUUUAUGUUAACAAAUAAUAGGUCUC